This is a messenger RNA of Eleginops maclovinus (Patagonian blennie), 1090 nucleotides long. RefSeq names its product urokinase plasminogen activator surface receptor-like. Bases 112 to 690 code for a protein of 192 amino acids. The transcript is spliced from 5 exons. The record is from RefSeq and is a predicted model, not a curated record. NCBI's taxonomy places the organism in Eukaryota, Metazoa, Chordata, Actinopteri, Perciformes, Eleginopidae.
AGAAAGAAUGAAGGUGUGGUCUGAGAAUGAUGUCAACUCCUUCUCAUGAGAACUACUUAAUGCCCUAACACAUCCAAUCUGAAGUCAGUUUCACCCUUCCAUCACAUCAAAAUGCAUCUCAUUGCGCUAAUCUUCGGGAUUGUGCUUCUCCCUAAAGCACUCAGCCUGGAAUGUCAAUGUUCACAAAGUAGCGGCUGCACAAACUCAACAAUAGAAUGCCCCUCCGGACAGCGCUGCAUAUCAGAAAGACACGUUAGCUAUUCUGGUGCCUCAAAGGUCUCCGAUGUCAACAUGAAAGGUUGUGCUUUGCCUCAACGUUGUGUUGACCGUUCAAUGAACUUUGGACUCGUCCAAACCUGGAUUUCCAGCAGCUGUUGCACCACCAAACUCUGCAACACCCAAAAUGCCCCUGAACCUGUCGAAUCUGCUUCAAAUGGUAAAAAGUGCUUCUCAUGCGAUGGACAAACGUGCACCUCAACCCUGGCCUGUAAGGGGAAUCAGGACUACUGUUACUCAGCAUCAGUGAGUGUAGAUGGUCAGAUUGUUCCUGUGAGGGGGUGCGUGCCCUUGCAGAUGUGCCAAGGGCAGUCUAACUGCUGUCAGGGGGACCUUUGCAACAGCGCCAGCAGCACCAGCGCUGGCCUUCUGCUCCUCAUGGCACCGCUGCUGUCUUUGGGCAUGCUCUCAUAACUGUUUGAGAUGACAGCAUCACUGCAGUACACAACUUUUCUUAUUAUCUUUGCAUGGCCUCAUAGUGCUCACAUCCCUGCCUUAUCCUUAUAACCGAUGAGUGGGAAAGUUCAAUGCAAAGCAUAUAGAAUUUAGUAACAAUGUGGUUUUCUAUUUAUCCCUCAUGUAUUAUCAAACUGGCCUAUUUGCUUUUUGUAUCCUAUGGUGACACUUUUGUCACGAACAGACAUCAACAGCUUUCUGUUUAUUUUCUUUGGUAAGACACGAGGAAUGUAAUUUUAACAUGUAAAUGAAAAUACUUUAUUUUGUGAUAUAUAUAUAUAUAUUUAACCUAUUUAAUUGUCAAGUUUUUGUUGAUGUUACUGUGAAACAGAAGACUCAAUAAAUACAUUUCUUAACA